CAUUCUCCAUGGAGAGAAAAAGUAAGUUAUACUGACGCUCCGAGAGGGAAACGCUCUUCUCAGAUGGAGAUCCUUGCUCAUGGCAACAACCUGUGCACCCCGCGGGCUGGAACUCUCACGAAUCCACUAGGCUCCGCUCCCUUAGGGGUCAGCCCCCAUAGUAUGCUGGAAUCAACCUGAACGGAUCACAGCUCAAGGCUUCUGAGGCUUUUUCUGUUCAGGACUGUAUUUCCCAGCGGCCACUGCGCCAGUCCACUUCCGGUCUCCGGGGUCAACGACAUAGUGGGUCGUAUUAUCCAAAAGAAGGACCUGGAGGAGGAUGAGAGCGUUACUGCUGCACACCUAAAGUCAAGGAUAUAAUUGUAUGUAUUUAUCAUGUGCAACAUGAAGUUUUAUGGUAUGUAUACAUUGUGGAAUGACUAAAUCUAGCUAAUUAACAAUGCAUUACCUCACAUAGUUAUCAUUUUUGUGGUGAGAACACUUAAUAUCCACCCUCCUAGCAUUUUUCAAGACUACAGAAUAUUGUUAUUAAUUGUAGAUACCAUGUUGUGUAAUAGAUCUCCUGAACUUAUUUCUCUUAUCUUCCUGAAAUUUUGUAUCCUUUGACCAACAUUUCCCCAGUCAACACUGCCCUCCUUCCUCCCUCACUCACAUUACCCCAGAUCUGUAAAUACGAUUCUACUCUCCACUUCUAUGAUACCAACUUUUUUAGAUUCGGCUGAAGAGUGAGAUCAUGUGUCUUUCUGUGCUUGGCUUACUUCACUUAAUAUGAUGUUCUCCAGGUUCAUCCAUGUUUUUGCAAAUGACAGAAUUUCCCGCUUUUUAUGGCUAAAUAGUAUUCCCUUGUGUAAAUAUACCUGCAUAUAUACCACAUUUUCUUUAUCCAUUUAUUCACUGUUAGACACGUAGGUUGAUGCCAUAUCUUGGCUAUUGUGAAUAGUGCUGCAAUAAACAUGGGUAUGCUGAUAUCUCUUUGACAUACGGAUUUCAUUUCCUUUGGAGAUAUAUUCCCAGUAGUGGGAUGGCUGGAUCAUAUGGUAGUUCUAUUUCUAAUUUUUUGAGGAACCUCCAUACUGUUUUCCAUAAUGGCUGUGCCCAUUUACAUUCUCAUCCACAGCGUGUAAGCGUUCCCUUUUCUUGCCAAUACUUGUUAACAUUCGUCUUUCCAGUAGCCACCCUAACAGGUAUGAGCUAAUAUCUUAUUGCGGGUUUAAUUUUCAUUUCCCUUAUGAUUAGUGAUGUUGAGUAUUUUUUCAUAAACUGUUGGCCAUUUAUAUGUCUUCUUUUGGGAUGUGCCUGUUCAGGUCCUUUGCCCAUCUUUUAAUCAGGUUUUUUUUUUGCUGUUGAGUUGUUUGACUUCUGCAUACGUUUUGGAUCUUAAUCUCUUAUCAUAUAUAUGGUUGCAAAUAUUUUCUUUCAUUCUACAAGAUGUCUCUUCACUUUGUUGAUUGUUUCCUUUUCUGUGCAGAAGCUUUUUAGCUUGACAUAAUUUCAUUCGUUCAUUUUUGCUUUUGUUACCUGUGCUUUUGAGGUCAUAUCCCAAAAAAAAUCAUUGCUCAGAUCAGUUUCACAGAGCUUUCCCCCUAUGUUUUCUUCUGUUUGUUUCACAGUUUAGGAUCUUACAUUUAAGUCUUUAAUCUGUUUAGAGUUGAUUUUUGUAUAAUGGUUUGAUAUAAGGGUCUAAUUUCAUUUUUCUGCAUAUGGAUACCUACUUUUCACAACAGUAUUUUUUGAAGAGUCUCUCUUUUCCCCAUUGUAUGUUCUUGGUACCCUCCUCCAAACUCGGUUGGUUAUAAAUAUAUGGAUUUAUUCUGGGCCUCUCUAUUCUGUUUCUUUGGUCUAUGUGUCUGUUUUUAUGUCAGUACCCUGCUGUUUUGGUUACUAUAGCUUUGUAGUAUAUCUUGAAGUCAGAUAGUUUGAUGUGUCCAACUUUGUUCCUUUUGCUCAAGAUUGCUUUGGCUAUUUGGGUCUUUUGUGGUUCUAUACAAAUUUUAGCAUUUUUUGUUUUUUUCCUAUUUCUGUAAGGAAUGCAGGACAGAAAUUCUUAACCUGAGUUCCUGUGACUCCAUUUAUGGUCUCAGGGACCAAAAGCUCUUGAAAUAAAAUAUUGAAGUAUUAUAGAAAUUUAUAAAUGUGGGUUUUAGGGGGAGAAAUAGUGUAUCAUUUCAUAAGAUUAUCAAAAAAUUUAUGUGACCCAUGAGGUUUGGAUCCAUUGAUCUAGGUAGAACAUUGGUUCUCAGCUGGGGUGAUGUUUAGAAACUUUUGAUUGUCAUGCUGUCAGGGAGGGUGCUACUUAGAUCUAAUGGAUAGAGGUCAGGAAUGCUGCUAAACAUUGUGUUAUGCACAGGACAGCUCUCCCCACUCUCCCAACUAGAAUGAUCCAGCACAAUAUGUCAGUAGUGCCUAGGGUGAGAAACUGUAGUCUAGAAUCAAAAGAUUGUGAUAUCUGGAAUGACAUUGUAAAUGAUCUUGUAUAAACUAAAUGUCCUAUAAUACAGAAAUCAUUAAGCUAAUCAUACUAGACUCAAGUGAUAGAGUAUUAUGCAGGUAAUAAAAUGAUGUCUAUAAGGAAUUAUGAAAAGAAAAAUAUUUGAUAUAUCAUUAAGCAAUAUUCAUGCUAUGAACAAUAAUACUCAAGAAAAUGUUACAUGGGGCAGGGCGCGGUGGCUCACACCUGAAAUCCCAGCACUUUAGGAAGCUGAGACAGGCAGAUCAUUUGAGGUCAGGAGUUUGAGACCAGCCUUGCCAAUGUGGUGAAACCUUGUCUCUACUAAAAAUACAAAAACUAGCCGGGAGUGGUGGCAGGCACCUGUAAUCCCAGCUACUCAGGAGGCUGAGGCAGGAGAAUUGUUUGAACCUGGGAGGCUGAGGUUGCAGUGAGCCGAGAUCAGGCCACAGCACUCCAGCCUGGGUGACAGAGUGAGACUCCACCCCUGCCCCCCAAAAAGAAAUUGUUAUGUUGUAUAUGAAUCCCAUAUACUAAGAUAGGGGUUUUUAUAAGAAUUCUAUAAGAAUUCUAUCUAAGGGCAUUCUAUAAGAAUUAUAUCUAAAAUAAUAUUUUAAUUGGUUAUUUGGUGAAGAAGGGAACCAAGCAUGGUGGUGUAUAUUCCACAAAUUUUCUCACAUAGUUUGCAAAUGCCACUUAUCUGCAUUGUGUUCAUUCAAAGAAGAAUCUUGAUAAUGAGAAUAUCUAAUUAUAUUGGUGAGAUACAGCUAAAGGAUAUUAGAACUAGCUGAUGUUAUUUGUUAUAGUCACUUUAACCUCUUUUGUUGAAUCUCAUGACAGGCUCAGGUUUUUUUCCUGAUAACUCUGUUUUUAUUUUUUACUUCAAAAGCAGAAAUAGACUAUCAUUAAUGCAUACAAGACAUUGGUUGGGGACUUGUAGACAAUUUUUUCUAGAGAUUGCUCCAACAUACAUAGAAAAACAUAGACAUCUUAGUGUUGGUCAAGAAUUGGAAAAUAAAGGAAACAAACUUGUUAAGUAAAAACAACAGCUCAUUAGAGUAUCCUGAUUUUUCCCCCCAAGUUCAAAGGGAGAUAUCUAAAUAAAAAGUGUCUUUCAUCUAAUUUGGAGAAGUUUCCUCAUAGGAAAGAAAUGUGUAUGUACAUUUAUAUAUGUCCAUAUAUAGAGAUGCAUACACACACACACACAUAUAUAUAAAUAUAUAUAUAUAUACACACACAUAUGUGUGUGCGUGUGUGUGUGUGUGAAUAUAACUAUAUAUAUUCCAAGUUAAUGCGUGGAUGUAGUUACAAUUUUUUUUUUUUAUGUGGAGGCUCGCUCUGUUGCCAGGCUGGAGUGCAGUGGCGUGAUCUCAGCUUACUGCAACCUCCACCUCCUGGGUUCAAGCAAUUCUCGUGCCUCAGCCUCCCGAGUAGCUGGGAUUAUAGGCAUGCGCCACCACACCUAGCUAAUUUUUGUAUUUUUAGUAGAGACGAGGUAUCACCAUGUUGGCCAGGUUGGUCUCGAUCUCCUGACCUCGUGAUCUGCCUGCCUCGGCCUCCCAAAGUGCUGGGAUUACAGGUGUGAGCCACUGUGCCCGGCCAUGAAGUGCUCUUAGCAAAAAGAAGAAAAUUGGAGCUACAAUACACAGAGGAGAACUCUUAAGAUAUAUAUAAUUUUCUAAAUUUUUUUCUAUUAAUGUCUGUUAGUAUUUUUAUUAGUAUUUCUAUAUACAUAUAUUUUACAAAUGUAAUCAUAUUAUCUAUCCUGUUUUGUAACCUGAUUUUUUCUGUUAAUCAUAUAUCUUGAACGUUUAAUAUUUACUUUGUAUUCUGUUAAGUGGAUGUUCUGAACUGUAUUAACCAACUGGCUUUUGCUGAACUCAGAAUGCUGAACACGGCCGGUGCAAUUCGGUGCAAACACUGCUGGUGCAAAUAUCCUUUCCAGUUCUCAUGCCUUCCCCCACUGCACCCAAUCCUGAUUUCACAAAGAGGUUCUGGUUUGGAUGAUGCGAUCCCUUCUCAGCUCUGAAAGGUGGGACUGGGGGAGGAGGAUCUGCUAAGGGCAGGAUCAGAGGUCCAGUCCUAGGCCAAGAUAGGUAUCCCAAGAAUGGAGGACUGGCUGGAAGCCACAACUUCAAGGCAGAAAUGCCUGUGCUCGGCAUUCAUGCUUCUGCCGCAGGUUCCCUGGGAUGCAGGCGAGAGCUUGGUUUCAUCCCUACUCCACCCGUUCACUGCCAGCUAUUUGUGAGAGAGUGUGUGUGGGGGCAAGGGGAGUGAUGGGAGAAGGGUGGAAGUGUGCGUGUUAGCAGGAGUAGUUGAGAAAUAGGAACGGAGGAUAAAAUAGUUAUUUGCUUUUGAGACACAGCUUUAAUUGUGGCCUUUUUGUUGUUGUUGUUUUCCAGGGGAGAAGCCCGAGGAAGAUUGACCAGUUUUGUAAUUCUAGCAACAUGGUCCAUGGAUCAGUGACAUUCAGGGAUGUGGCCAUUGACUUCUCUCAGGAGGAGUGGGAGUGCCUGCAGCCUGAUCAGAGGACCUUGUACAGGGAUGUGAUGUUGGAGAACUACAGCCACCUGAUCUCACUGGCAGGAAGUUCCAUUUCUAAACCAGGUGUGAUUACGUUACUAGAGCAAGAGAAAGAGCCCUGGAUGGUUGUAACGAAAGAAACAAGCAGAUGGUAUCCAGAUUUGGAGUCAAAAUAUGGACCUGAGAAAGUAUCUCCAGAAAAUGAUACCUCUGAAGUAAAUUUACCCAAACAUGUUAUAAAGCAAAUAAGUACAACUCUUGGCGUUGAGGCCUUUUAUUUUAGAAAUGACUCAGAAUAUAGACGAUUUGAGGGACUACAGGGAUAUCAAGAAGGAAAUAUCAAUCAAAAGAUGAUCAGCUAUGAAAAACUGCCUACUUAUACUCCUCAUGCUUCUCUUAUUUGCAAUACACAUAAACCGUAUGAAUGUAAGGAAUGUGGGAAAUACUUUAGUCGUAGUGCAAAUCUUAUUCAGCAUCAGAGUAUUCAUACUGGAGAGAAACCCUUUGAAUGUAAGGAGUGUGGGAAAGCCUUUCGACUUCACAUACAAUUUACUCGACAUCAGAAAUUUCAUACUGGUGAGAAACCUUUUGAAUGUAACGAAUGUGGAAGGGCCUUUAGUCUUCUUACCCUGCUUAAUCGCCAUAAGAACAUUCACACAGGUGAGAAACUGUUUGAAUGUAAGGAAUGUGGGAAGUCCUUUAAUCGUAGUUCAAACCUUGUUCAACAUCAGAGUAUUCAUUCUGGUGUAAAACCAUAUGAAUGUAAGGAGUGUGGGAAAGGCUUUAAUCGUGGUGCACACCUUAUUCAGCAUCAGAAAAUUCAUUCCAAUGAGAAACCCUUUGUAUGUAAGGAAUGUGGGAUGGCCUUUCGAUAUCAUUACCAACUUAUUGAACAUUGCCAAAUUCAUACUGGUGAGAAACCCUUUGAAUGUAAAGAAUGUGGAAAGGCAUUUACUCUUCUGACAAAGCUUGUUCGACAUCAGAAGAUUCAUACUGGUGAGAAACCCUUUGAAUGCAGGGAAUGCGGGAAGGCCUUUAGUCUUCUCAACCAGCUUAAUCGCCAUAAGAACAUUCACACAGGUGAAAAACCGUUUGAAUGUAAGGAAUGUGGGAAGUCCUUUAAUCGUAGCUCAAACCUUGUUCAACAUCAGAGUAUUCAUGCUGGUAUAAAACCAUAUGAAUGUAAGGAGUGUGGGAAAGGCUUUAAUCGUGGUGCGCACCUUAUUCAGCAUCAGAAAAUUCAUUCCAAUGAAAAACCUUUUGUAUGUAGGGAAUGUGAGAUGGCCUUUAGAUAUCAUUGCCAACUUAUUGAACAUUCUCGAAUUCAUACUGGUGACAAGCCAUUUGAAUGUCAAGACUGUGGGAAGGCCUUCAAUCGUGGCUCAAGCCUUGUUCAACAUCAGAGUAUUCACACUGGUGAGAAGCCCUAUGAAUGUAAGGAGUGUGGGAAGGCUUUUAGACUUUACCUACAACUUUCCCAACAUCAGAAAACUCACACAGGUGAGAAACCAUUUGAAUGUAAGGAAUGUGGGAAAUUCUUUCGUCGUGGUUCAAAUCUUAAUCAACAUCGAAGUAUUCAUACUGGAAAGAAACCCUUUGAAUGUAAGGAAUGUGGGAAAGCCUUUCGACUUCAUAUGCACCUUAUUCGACAUCAGAAAUUGCAUACUGGUGAGAAACCCUUUGAAUGUAAGGAGUGUGGGAAAGCCUUUCGACUUCAUAUGCAACUUAUUCGACAUCAGAAAUUGCAUACUGGUGAGAAACCCUUUGAAUGUAAGGAAUGUGGAAAGGUUUUUAGUCUUCCCACCCAGCUUAAUCGCCAUAAGAACAUUCACACAGGUGAGAAGCCAUCUUGAAUGUAAGGAAUGUGGAAAGUCCUUUAAUCGUGUCUCAAACCAUGUUCAACAUCAGAGUAUUCGUGCUGGUGUAAAACCAUGUGAAUGUAAGGGGUGUGGGAAAGGCUUCAUUCGUGGUUCAAACGUUAUUCAGCAUCAGAAAAUUCAUUCCAGUGAGAAACUUUUUGUAUGCAAGGAGUGGAGGAAGACCUUUAGAUAUCAUUACCAACUUAUUUAACAUUACCAAAUUCACACUGGUAAAAAAACCCUUUGAAUGUAAAGAAUGUGGAAAGGCCUUCAGUUUUCUGACACAGCUUGCUGGACUUCAGGUCAUUCAUACUGGCGAGAAGCCAUUUGAAUUUGAGAAAUGUGGGAAGGCCUUCAAUAGUGGCUCAAACCUUGUUCAACAUCAGAGUAUUCAUACUGGUGAGAAACUCUAUGAAUGUAAGGAGUGUGGGAAAACUUUCAGAUUUAGUUUGGUCCUGACUGCACAUCAAAGAAUUCAUACUGGUAUGAAACCCUGUGAAUGUACAGAAUGUGGGAAGACCUUUAGUUGUAGCUCAAACAUUGUUCAACAUGUUAAAAUUCAUACUGGUGAGAAACCCUAUAAUGUAAGGAAUAUGGGAAAGCAUUUACUGUGGAUGAUCAGCUGUCUCAACUUCAGAAAAUUCAGAAUAGUUAGAAAUUUUGUGACCAUAAGGAGUGUGGACAAGCCUUCACUGUGUACGAAAAAUUUACUCAACACCAGAGAGCUCAUAUUGAUGAGAAAUCUUGUGAACAUAAAAGAAUGUGUGAAGAACUUUCAUCAUAGCCUGGGAUUUGCUCAACUUCUGAGUAUUCAUACUUCUGAGAAAUCUUUGAGUGUAAGGAAUGUGGGGCGUUUUAUAGCCACACUAAAUACCUUAGAGUUCGGAGAAGAUAAUUCUUGUGAGAAAGUCUUUGAAUGAGGAAUAUAGGGUAGUUGUCAUGUUCACAAUAUACUCCCUAUGAAAUAAUUUACCAGAUACAGGCAUACCUCGCUGAACUGUGCAUUGCAGUUAUUGUGUUUUAUACAAACUGAAGGUUUGUGGCAACCCUGUGGUGAGCAAGACGAUCAGGUCCAUUUUCCCAACGUCAGGUGUGCAUUUCAUGUCUUUACGUCACAUUUUGGUAAUUCUCAGAAUAUUUCAAACUAUUUCAUUGUUAUAUAUCUAUCAUGGUGAUCAAUGACCAGUGAUUUUUGAUGUUGCUAUUGUAAUUGCUUUGGGAUACCACAAAUUCUGCCCAUAAAAGAUGGUAAACCUA
Messenger RNA from Gorilla gorilla gorilla (western lowland gorilla), 8085 nucleotides. It is a transcript of the gene ZNF780A, whose product is annotated as zinc finger protein 780A. The transcript is spliced from 6 exons. Gene Ontology annotation, biological process: regulation of DNA-templated transcription. Lineage: Eukaryota; Metazoa; Chordata; Mammalia; Primates; Hominidae. The record is from RefSeq and is a predicted model, not a curated record. The coding region runs from base 4894 to 6822 and encodes 642 amino acids.